AGGGCUUGCGGCAUGAUUCAAAAGUUUGGAAGGAUUAAUCUACCCUUUAUCAGAUUGGGUUCUCCCAGCAACUACCAUCCGACGAAACUAUUUGAAAAUUCUGGAUAUAAACAAUUUAAUUUGUUAAAUAAUAAACUAAUUUUAUGCUUAGAAGACAUUUUUCUUAAAAAUGCAAUAACAACAAGACAAUACAGCACCCCAACACACACAAAGAAUAGUGUCAUUUGUGCACGGGCGAUAUUUGCAGAACUUCCUGAAACUUCUACAAAACCAACUGGAAAUAGUUAUCAUCCUCUUUACGGCUGCUACACAAUUAAAAGAACAUUUUCUGAUAACUGCAAUAAGAUGGCACCAACUUUGGCUCCUAAAGUAAAAUUGAACAAUGGUUACGAAAUGCCUGUUCUUGGGUUGGGAACAUAUGAGUCCAAAAACAAUGAAGGAGAAAUUGCUGUCAAGCAUGCCAUAGACGUUGGAUAUCGCCAUAUUGAUACGGCAUAUUUUUACCAAAAUGAAGCUGAAAUUGGGAAAGCUAUUAAAGAUAAAAUUGCCGAGGGGGUUGUGAAAAGAGAAGAUAUCUUUCUGGUGACUAAAUUGUGGAACAUUCACCACGAACCAGACCGUGUUGAAGGCGCUUGCCGUAAACAACUCGAAUUACUUGGCUUGGACUAUAUUGAUUUAUAUCUCAUGCAUUUGCCCGUGGGUUAUAAAUAUGUCAACGAAGAAACUCUCUUGCCAAAGAACGAUGAUGGUGUCUUGCAACUAUCGGAUGUUGACUAUUUGGACACAUAUAAAGCAAUGGAAAAACUGGUAAAACUGGGAUUGGUGCGCAGCAUUGGUGUAUCAAAUUUUAAUAGUGAACAGUUACAAAGGAUUUUGGACAACUGUGAAAUUAAACCCGUAACCAACCAAGUGGAAUGUUCGCCAGCCUUGAAUCAACGUAAAUUAACACAAUUCUGUAAGGAGCGUAAUAUUACCCUAACAGCAUAUUCACCACUUGGCCGGCCCAAACCUGAUGAAAAGAAGCCUGAAUUUUAUUACUCGGAAAAAACCAAGGCUUUAGCUGACAAAUAUAAGAAAACACCAGCUCAAAUUAUUCUACGUUAUUUGGUUGAUAUUGGAGUUAUACCAAUACCAAAGUCCUCCAAUCCCAAACGCAUCGAGGAGAAUUUCAACAUUUUCGAUUUUCAAUUAUCUCCAGAGGAUAUUGCUGUAAUGGAUACAUUUCACACUGGUGAACGUUUAGUGCCUUUCAACUUGAUCAAAGGGCAAAACCACAAAUACUGGCCAUUCAGUAUUGAAUUUUAAUACUUGCAUAACUACUAAUCUUCUUGAAUCCAUAGGAAGUAUGUGUUAAUAUGUAAAAUAUAAUAAAAUGCCUGCAAAUUA
Molecule: messenger RNA, 1386 nt
Organism: Musca domestica (house fly)
Lineage: Eukaryota; Metazoa; Arthropoda; Insecta; Diptera; Muscidae
Product: 1,5-anhydro-D-fructose reductase
Exons: 6
Coding region: 13-1305 (430 amino acids)
Cellular component (GO): cytosol
Molecular function (GO): aldose reductase (NADPH) activity
Source: RefSeq, a predicted model, not a curated record